Messenger RNA from Diaporthe batatas, 935 nucleotides. RefSeq lists its product as uncharacterized. Lineage: Eukaryota; Fungi; Ascomycota; Sordariomycetes; Diaporthales; Diaporthaceae. The record is from RefSeq and is a predicted model, not a curated record. The coding region runs from base 19 to 834 and encodes 271 amino acids. The transcript is spliced from 3 exons.
AUCACUGGGACGUCCACAAUGUCUGAUAUUUAUAAUGACAACAUGGUUCGCAACGAAUCAGAAGCUCAACGAUUGGAUGAGCAAUUUGACCUCCUUACGAUGAACAUUGGCUAUCUCAUCCACCCUGAAGUUGCCGCGUCCCUCCCGCCCAAUCCACGAGUUGCAGAUAUCGGGACAGGAACCGGCCACUAUCUUGAGUGCUUCUGGGACCUGGCAUCCUAUCCUGGGGCGACGCUCGACGGUUACGACAUAUCCUCGACUAUGUUCAAGACGACUGCGAGAGGAAGUCCGUCGCUCAACGUGCUCGACAUCAAACAGCCCGUCCCAGUGGAACUUCAUGCAACGUACGACCUCGUACACGUGCGUAUUCUGGUCGCAGCCAUGCUCCCAGGCGACUGGCCCGGCGUCGUCAGCAACGUUGCCCGACUGGUCAAGCCCGGUGGCUGGGUGCAGUGGGAGGAGUGUGAUAUGGCCGGGACCAAGUAUCUGAGGGGCGGGGAGGCGUCAAAGGUGGAUGCAGUGCGCCAGAUAGGGAGGAUGUUCCUUGAUGCGUUGCACGAAAACCUCAGCCACGGCUGGAAUACGCUUUCCGAUGACAUGCGGGCCGCUGGGUUGAUGCCCAUCCCUAUUGACUGCGUGAGCACCGAUAGACUUCCCAACACGAGAGCUAAAAUGACAGCUAAUGGUAUGAGGGCCGUCAUUUCAUGGAUUCGCAAGACAGGAGCGAUUAGGAAUGAGGAGUUGGAGCAGAUAGAGAGACAGGUGUAUGAGAACAUAAGGUCUGGCUGCUAUUGCAGAUUCGAGGUUUAUGUCCAUUGCGGCCAGAAGCUCUGAGAAGGAAAAGCACGUUGGCAAAGGCACAGCGUAAUCGACGAAAGAGUUGUUCCGCCAACAAUGUUAUUCCGAUAUAUCGAGUAAUAACAAUGGUCUCACUG